AUGGCUCCCGUAACGCUAAAGAAAGUUGAUGAGGACAUCAAAGAUGUGAUCCAACAUCUCUUCGAAAUCCAAUCCGCCGUCCACGGCUACAUAGGCCCAGAAACACAACAAGAGCUUGUAAGAAAGAUCAAAACCCUCACUCUCGCCCUCAAAACCCUCUCAACAGACACUCAACUCCCCAACCAAGAAACCGAAGCUCUCGACCCAAACUCAGACCCAUCAAAUCCGACUCUAGCCAGUGUUCAACUUCCACCCGAGAUCAUCGACUACGUUGACUCCGCGCGCAACCCCGAUAUCUACACACGUGAGUUCGUGGAGCUGGUACAGCGCGGCAAUCAAGAUCUCAAGGGCAAGCGCGAGGCCUUCGCCGACUUCCGUGAUGUGUUGGCUCGUGAGAUGCGCAGCGCUAUGCCUGAGUGUCGUGAGGAGAUCUACAACGUCAGUGAUGUUGUAAUCUAUUACUAG
Molecule: messenger RNA, 465 nt
Organism: Penicillium taxi
Lineage: Eukaryota; Fungi; Ascomycota; Eurotiomycetes; Eurotiales; Aspergillaceae
Gene: nut2
Product: mediator complex subunit NUT2
Exons: 4
Coding region: 1-465 (154 amino acids)
Biological process (GO): regulation of transcription by RNA polymerase II
Cellular component (GO): mediator complex
Molecular function (GO): transcription coregulator activity
Source: RefSeq, a predicted model, not a curated record